UUAAUUAAUACAAGUCACCUUCAGCUGACACAGAUUUUUAUUUUAUUAUGCAUCUUGGUUUCUAUCAUCUCCACAAUUUGUUUAAAAUCUUUAUACAAACAGCAGCUUUACCUCCAUCUCCACUUCCUCAUGGAUAAUCAAAUUCCUUUUCCGGUUAUCUUCACCUUUCUUGUUUUCUUAGUGAUGCUGCUGAGAAUACGGAGGAAGUCAAAAAACCUCAAGUCAAAUUCUGUUGUUGCUCUUGCUCCUCCCUCCCCAUGGAAGCUACCACUGAUAGGAAACAUGCAUCAAAUGGUUGGCUCUCUGCCCCAUCACCGCCUAAGAGAUUUAGCCAACAAAUACGGACCUCUUAUGCACCUUCAGCUUGGUGAAUUGUCCACCAUCAUCGUUUCUUCUCCAGAAGUUGCCAAACAAGUAAUGAAAACCCAUGACAUUACUUUUUCCACUCGACCAUAUGCCCUUGCUGGAGAGAUCCUGUUAUAUAACUUCAAAGAUAUUAUACUUGCGCCAUAUGGAGAUUACUGGAGACAGAUGCGUAAAAUCUGCACAAUAGAGUUGUUGAGCGGAAAAAGGGUUCAAGCGAUGCAAUCCAUCAGAGAGGAAGAGGUAUCGGAAUUCAUUAAAUCCAUUUCUUCCAAGGCCAGGUCGAAAAUCAACCUCAGCGAGAUGUUAAUUUGUUUGACAUAUGCAAUCACUUCAAAGGCAGCAAUUGGUAAGAGUGGCAAGAAACAUGGAGCAUUUGUACCACUUGUAAGAGAAAUAGCAGAGGUUUUUGGGGGUUUCAGUUUGGCUGAUAUGUUCCCUUCCAUAAAAUUGUUUCAUAUGAUCAGCGGGAUGAGGACUCGGCUUGAGAAGCUGCAUCAUGAAGUUGAUAAGAUACUUGAAAACGUCAUCAAUGAACAUAAAAUUAAGAAGGCAACUAGUGAUUAUAGUGAGGAAGUUGCCGACGAUUUUGUAGAUGUUCUCUUGAAUCUUCAGGAAUGUGGAGACUUUCAAUUCCCCUUGACAGCAGACAACAUCAAAGCAGUUGUAUUGGACAUUUUCCUUGCUGGGAGUGAAACAUCAUCUACAACUUUAGAAUGGGCUAUGUCAGAAUUAAUAAAGAUUCCAAGAAUUAUGGCAAAGGCUCAAGCAGAGGUUAGGCAGGUUUUUGAUAGAAAAGGAUAUGUAGACGAAGCUGGUCUCGAAGAUCUUGAAUUCUUGAAAUUAGUUAUUAAGGAAACUCUUAGGUUACACCCUCCUCUUCCAUUGUUAGUCCCAAGACUCUGUAGAGAGAGAUGUCAGAUUCUUGGAUAUGACAUACCCGUCAAAGCCAAAGUCAUCGUUAAUGCAUGGGCUAUUGGAAGGGAUCCGAAUUAUUGGAUUGAUGCGGAGAAGUUCUGUCCCGAGAGAUUCGACAAUAGUUCCAUUGAUUACAAGGGAAAUAACUUUGAAUUUAUCCCAUUUGGUGCUGGAAGGAGGAUGUGCCUUGGCAUGUCAUUUGGAAUAGCAAGCGUUGAGCUUACACUUGCAAAAUUACUUUACCAUUUUGACUGGAAGCUCCCUAACAACAGCAAACAAGAGCUGGACAUGAUGGAGAGUUUUGGUUCUUCAGUUGCAAGAAAAAAUAGUUUGUAUGUAAUUCCCAUUCCUUACCAUGCUACAGUUGAUCAGUAAAAACAUGAAGCUACUAUUUCCUUAUGUAAGCAUUAAAUUCCAGUGUUGUUUUUCUAGCACCAUGGGACCAUGAUCAGUUAUCUUGUACCAUUGUUCUAAUUUCUAGCCUUCUGGGCUUGCAUCUGCUCAGCAAAAAUAAAUGGGCAGUAGUCUUCCUUACUUAUGUUA
Molecule: messenger RNA, 1824 nt
Organism: Tripterygium wilfordii
Lineage: Eukaryota; Viridiplantae; Streptophyta; Magnoliopsida; Celastrales; Celastraceae
Product: cytochrome P450 71D9-like
Exons: 2
Coding region: 130-1656 (508 amino acids)
Molecular function (GO): heme binding; monooxygenase activity; iron ion binding
Source: RefSeq, a predicted model, not a curated record